AUGGCUCCUUCUCAGACCAAGUCCAAGAAGUCCUCUCAGGACAACGUUAAUUCUAAGCUGCAGCUUGUCAUGAAGUCUGGUAAAGUGGCUCUUGGCUUGAAGAGCACACUCAAAAACAUGCGCAGUGGCAAGGCUAAGCUUGUGCUCAUUUCUGCGAACACCCCUCCUCUGCGCAAGUCUGAGAUCGAGUACUACGCUAUGCUCUCUAAAACCGCUGUGCACCACUACAAUGGUUCCAACAUUGCUCUGGGCACUGCUGCUGGUAAACUUUUCCGCGUUGGCGUCAUGUCCAUUAUCGACUCCGGUGACAGUGACAUCCUCACCACCGUGGUUGCCUAA
Molecule: messenger RNA, 339 nt
Organism: Malassezia vespertilionis
Lineage: Eukaryota; Fungi; Basidiomycota; Malasseziomycetes; Malasseziales; Malasseziaceae
Gene: RPL30
Product: 60S ribosomal protein L30
Exons: 2
Coding region: 1-339 (112 amino acids)
Cellular component (GO): cytosolic large ribosomal subunit
Molecular function (GO): structural constituent of ribosome; RNA binding
Source: RefSeq, a predicted model, not a curated record